CAAUAUGGCGGCAGAUGUUAUGGUUUUUGGACAUGAUUAGCACAAAUGCGGACAACUGAGUCACUCGAUUGUUAAUUAACACGUGAGCAAUGGAGAACGACGAUAUCAAGGAGGGUUUCAUUUGCCCAAUAUGUAUGAAGGAUUUGGGAAAUGCUUCGGUUUUGCAAAGACAUUUCGAGGAGAGUCAUUCCGAUGACAAGGACACACUUCGCCGAAUGCGAGAGGCGUUUGGCAAAGCGAAGAGAAAAAUUAUAAACAAAAUAGAGAGUUCUGAACCAGACGGGGCAACUGUAGAUUCUGUAGAUGGUGUUGUUGAAAAUCCUGUAAGCAGAGGAGUCGAUCCGUUUCUCUGGGACCAGCAAGAUUUCGGAGUCUCAAGAAGCAUAUUUAGAGAAUUUAGGGAAAGACGAGAUGCAGAGAUUGACAGAUUUGUUGUUGAAACUAAUAAAAUACUUAUCAGACUGGAGAAGCUUUUAAGGUCAGGAGUUACUGUUAAAGAUUCACCUGCAUUACCCACAAGACCAGGAAGAAAAUCUUUAGAGAGAAGUCUGGUGCCAUGGAUUGCUGACAGUGAAGUGAAGUUUUGCCCUCUUUGCAAGAGGCAGUUUAAUGUGGCUCGACGUAGGCAUCACUGUAGGCUGUGUGGGGGAAUAAUGUGUGCAAAGUGCUCAGUGUUUGUGUCUGUUUCUUUUUCUGUUUCUGUGUUAAAACUGGAUCAGACAGGCUCAAGCCUUCCCAGGAGAUUAAAGGGGCACUCCAAAGAUGAUUCUGAUGAAGCUGGUAUUCGUGCAUGUCAAGCCUGUAUGGAUUGUUUGGAGAGAUAUGAUCGACAAGAAAAGGAAAAGAAAACAAAGCCCCCUGUUGUUCAAUUGUAUGAGAAAAUGAAGAGCUCUAUGGCAGAGGCAGAAUUGUUACAACCCACGUACACCAAAAUGGCUGAUUCAAUUAAUUUAGGUGAUAUUCAGUAUGAUUUACAAGAAGCUGCUGAAGUGCGUGCAAGAUUAGUGAGGAUGUAUGAAUCAGUGGACAUCAUUAGUAAAAAGAUUGCAGCUCUUGGAACUCAAGCUGAGAAACCACCAAGUCAUCAGACAAUGAAACUCCAAAAAGGCAUAAGAACUUUUGCUACAGGAUACUUACAGGAAAACAUGUUCACACUUCCUAAUCUGCCUUCAGUGGACAAAAUUACUAAACUUCAAGAAGAAAGGGCAAAUGCUUUGGCUAGAAAAGCAGCAGAAGAGAAAGAAAAAAGAGAACGAGCCAUGCAAGAAAGAUUACGAGCAGCAAAAGUACGACAACAAGGACAUGGAGACCUCAAUAGAAAUGAGCCUUCAAGCAAACUUAAGACUGCCCAGCAAACUCCAGAGUCUGUUAUGGGAAAUGGUUGGGGCCCAGUCCCCAUCACUCAAGGCUCUUCUCCAGACCCCAUGCUGCAGCAGAUAGAUAUUAUAAAAAGUUACAUUGUUCAAGCAAAACAACAGCGGAAAUUUGAUGAAGUUGAAAUGCUUGAAAGAAACCUUAUGGAACUAGAGGAGGAGUACAUUCGGCAGUAUCAAGGAAGAUAGCAAAUUAUUAGCUUCCUUUGGAAAUAUUUUAAAAGGGGAUAAUUUUGUAUAUGGGUAACAAAUAUUUUCAAAGAAGUUAAUAACUGAAUUUAAUGCAUCUUUCAUUUUCGUUUAGUUUUUAAUUGUUGUUGUUUUUGUAUUUUUAUAGAAAAGUAAUCUUGUCAAAUUAGUUAAAAUUGUUGAAGAUAACCAGAGUUUUUUUUUGCAGCUAUGUACUGAAAAGCUGUGAUAAUAUUUUCAAAUUAGCAUAAAAUCAUGUGAAUACCCUGAAUAUAAUGAUAUCCAAGAGCACAUGUUGUGUUUUGGUGCAAUUAAAAUGGUGUGAAAAACACAAAUAGCCUCACUGUGUUGGCAUCAAAUAUUGCCAUAUUUGUGACAGUGUUAGACGAUACUCCAUAAUUAAAUGGAUAGGAGUAGUCUGUAUAGAUGUCUUGUAAAAACCUACCAAUGCCAAACAAUUAAAAAGAAGAUACUUUUUUUUGGAAA
Messenger RNA from Pocillopora verrucosa, 2048 nucleotides. Its product is annotated as rabenosyn-5-like. NCBI's taxonomy places the organism in Eukaryota, Metazoa, Cnidaria, Anthozoa, Scleractinia, Pocilloporidae. The record is from RefSeq and is a predicted model, not a curated record. Gene Ontology annotation, molecular function: metal ion binding.